Lactuca sativa (garden lettuce) is the source of this 3951-nucleotide messenger RNA. RefSeq lists its product as uncharacterized. The record is from RefSeq and is a predicted model, not a curated record. Lineage: Eukaryota; Viridiplantae; Streptophyta; Magnoliopsida; Asterales; Asteraceae.
GAUCCGAUUUUCUCUUUCCGGUGGUGAAAGAGCACGAAACUCGGCUAAGCUUUCCAAAUCUUCAUUUUUUUUGUGAACUCAUUUGUUUCCUUGUUUUCGUUCUCCAUAACAUCCAAUCUCCAUCUUUUGAUUGCAUUUUUCACGUCUUUGAGCUUUUUGAGAAAGGUCAUAUCUGGAAAACCAUCAAAUUAAAGGAAUUAUUAUCCCAAGUAUUAAUCACGAUAUCGUGUAUGCCAUCAAUCAACAACCAGGAACUAUAAAACGUGAAAGCGCACCAGAGAUUGAUAUGGCGGAACUUGAAACACCCUUCUCAGCAUCAAAUCCAAAUUCUGAAAAGCCCUCAAAAGCAAAAUCUAAAGCAACUAAUGAACCCGUAAAAAUACAACUGAUUGAGCAUAGGCGGGCAUAUAACUGUGAAACCAUGCUUUCAAAGGUGAAGAUACCAUUGCCUGAAUUGAUGUGUUAUGUCCUUGAUUUUAACGAUUCAGCAAUGGAUGUUGAUAAGGUGGAUAAUAUUCUAAAGUUCUUCCCUACAAAGGAGGAGAUUGAACUAAUUAAGGUGUAUUUAUAUAAAGGGGAAAGGGAAAAUUUGGGCAAAUGUGAACAGUUCUUUAUAGAGCUAAUGAGAAUUCCACGUUCAGAAGCUAAGCUCUCAGCUUUCUCUUAUAAGUUACAUUUUAAUACACUGGUUUCAGAACUUAACGAUAGCCUAAACGUUGUAUAUUUAUCAGCAGAACAGAUUAGGAGUUCUAUAAAGCUAAAGAGAGUCAUGCAGACGAUUCUUUCUCUUGGAAAUGCUUUGAAUCAAGGAACUACAAGAGGUGCUGCUGUUGGGUUCAGAUUGGACAGCCUCUUGAAACUUAAUGAAACGCGUGGCAGGAACAAUAACAUGACUCUCAUGCAUUAUCUUUGUAAGGUGCUUGCAGACAAACUGCCUGAAGUCCUAGACUUUUCCAUGGAAAUUGGCAGCUUGGAACCUGCAUCAAAGAUACAGCUAAAAAACUUGGCAGAAGAGAUGCUAGCGAUUACAAAAGGACUAGAGAAAGCAGUCCAAGAAAAGAAAUUGUGUAAAAAAGAUGGACAUAUGUCUAAAAGAUUUAGAAAGACUCUGAAAAAGUUUCUUGCUUCUGCGAAACCUGAAGUAAUGGCCCUGACUUCAAUUUACUCUAUGGUGUGUAAAACUGUGGAUGCGUUAAUUAUUUACUUUGGAGAAGACCCUACUCGUUGCCCAUACGAAAAAGUUGUUGAAACUUUGCUUUUGUUUGUGAGAAUGUUUAAUCAAGCCCAUGAAGAAAACUGCAAGCAAAUAGAGGCGGAGUCUAUAUGGGCACCAGAGAUCGAUAUGUCGGAACUUGAAACGCUGUUUUUGGAAUCAAAUCCAAAUUCUGACAAGGCCUCAAAAGGAAAAUCUAAAGCAGCUAAUAAACCCAAAAAAGUACAACUGAUUUCGCAUACCCGGGCAUAUGACUGUGAAAUCAUGCUUUCAAAGGUGAAGACACCAUUGCCUGAAUUGAUGGAACAUGUCCUUAAUUUGGAUGAAUUACCAAUGGAUGUUGAUCAGGUGGAUAGACUUAUAAAGUUCUGUCCUACAAAGAAGGAGAUGGAACUACUUAAGGGCUAUAAAGGAGAAAUGGAAAAAUUGGGCAAAUGUGAACUGUUCUUUAUAGAGCUAAUGAGAGUUCCACGUGCAGAAGCUAAGCUCACAGUUUUCUCUUAUAAGUUACAGUAUAGUACACUGGUUACAGAACUUAGAGAAAAGCUAAACGUUUUGUAUUUAUCAGUAGAACAGAUAAGGAGUUCUGUAAAGUUAAAGAGAGUCAUGCAGACAAUUCUUUCUCUUGGAAAUGCUUUGAAUGAGGGAACUAAAAUAGGUUUUGCCGUUGGGUUCAGAUUGCAUACUCUCCUAAAACUUAACGAAACACAUGUGAGGAGCAAUAAAAUGACUCCCCUGCACUAUCUUUGUAAAGUGAUUGCAGACAAACUGCCUGAAGUCCUAGACUUUUCCAAGGAACUUGGCAGUUUAGAACCUGCAACAAAGAUACAGCUAAAAAUCAUGGCAGAAGAGAUGAUGGCGAUUACAAAAGGACUAGACCAAGUAGUCCGAGAAAAGAAAUUGUGUAAAAAAGAUGGACAAGUGUCUAACCGUUUUUGGAAGAUUCUGAAAGAGUUUCUUGCUUUUGCGGAACCUGAAGUAAGGUCCCUGGCUUCACUUUACUCUCGGAUGGGUAAAAGUGAGUAUUCAUUAAUUAUUUACUUUGGAGAAGACCCUAAAAAAUGCCUAUAUGAAAAUGUUGUUGAAACUUUGCUGAAGUUUGUGAGAAUGUUUGAUUUAGCCCAUCAAGAAAACUGCAAGCAAAUAAAGGCGGAGUCUAUAUGGGCACCAGAGAUUGAUAUGUCGAAACUUGAAACACUCUUUUCAGCAUCAAAUCCAAAUUCUGACAAGGCCUCAAAAGGAAAAUUUAAAGCAGCUAAGAAAACCAAAAAAGUACAACUGAUUUCGCAUAGCAGGGCAUAUACCUGUGAAAUCAUGCUUUCAAAGGUGAAGACACCAUUCCCUGAAUUGAUGGAACAAGUCCUUAAUUUGGAUGAAUUAGCAAUGGAUGUUGAUCAGGUGGAUAGCCUUAUAAAGUUAUGUCCUACAAAGGAGGAAAUGGAACUACUUAAGGGCUAUAAAGGAGAAAGGGAAAAAUUGGGCAAAUGUGAACAGUUCUUUAUAGAGCUAAUGAGAAUUCCACGUGCAGAAGCUAAGCUCACAGUUUUCUCUUAUAAGUUACAGUUUAGUAAAUUGGUUUCAGAUCUUAGGAAUUGUGUAAACGUUGUAUAUUUAUCAGUAGAACAGCUUAUUAGUUCUGUAAAGUUGAGGAGAGUCAUGCAGACAAUUCUUUCUCUUGGAAAUGCUUUGAACCAGGGAACUACAAGAGGAGCUGCUGUUAAGUUCAGACUGGAUAGCUUCCUAAAACUCAACACAACGUGUGCCUGGAGUAAUAAAACAACUCUCAUGCAUUAUCUUUGUAAGGUGCUUGCAGACAAACUGCCUGAAGUCCUAGACUUUUCCAAGGAACUUGGCAGUUUGGAACCUGCAUCAAAGAUACAGUUAAAAAUCAUGGCAGAAGAGAUGCAGGCGAUUACAAAAGGACUAGACAAAGUAGUCCAAGAAAAGAAAUUGUGUAAAAAGGAUGGACAUGUGUCUAAUCGUUUUCGGCAGUCUCUUCAACAGUUUCUUGCUUUUGCGGAACCUGAUGUAAAGUCCCUGGUCACACUUUACUCUGGGGUGCAUAAAACUGUGGAUACAUUAAUUAUUUACUUUGGAGAAGAUCCUGUUCGUUGCCCAUAUGAAAAAGUUGUUACAACUUUGCUUUUGUUUGUGAGAAAUUUUAAUCAAGCCCGUGAGGACAACUGCAAGCAAAUAGAGGCGGAGAAAAAGGCGGCACAGGAAGUUCUAAGUGCAGAAUCACAUCAAAAUUGAGUCGGAACUGAUAAGAAAUAAAACUCCCAAUAGAAAGUGGUUUUGAAGAAGAAGGGUUUUCAUGGUGAAUUUCUGCAAUGUAAAGUCGUAUAAUUAAUACCACAGUUUUUUCUGCAACUGAUAGCCCUGCCCCUGCAGGAGCAUCACCAGACUGAAGGUUAGUUUUGAUUAUCGAAAUUUUAUCAAGAACUUGAUAAGAUUUUAUGUCAAUUUGUUUUUCCAUUUUAUGAUGAAUUUGAUGUAUCCGCACCAAAGAGAAAUGGGUGUGAGUAAAUUUUUGCGGUUCGCAGCUUUUAAAUAUUUAGGAAACUUAAUUAGUGUUGCAGCUGAAAUGGUAGGAUGUAGAAAAUUUGGUAAUGUUUUAAUGUGAUUGCAUUCUAGCUCUCACCGAUUGUGUAGAAAAUUUGAGUUAAAGCUAUUAGAUUUUCUAGUUCUUUAAGGUGGAGUUUGGUGGUUGUACAGUACUGGGCAAAAAUAUACAUAAG